AUGACUGCUACAUUUGCAGUAGAUGGACGCCCAUUUCAGUGUGCAGAUUGUUCUGCUGAAGAUCCUCAAUGGGCUUCCUUGAAUAGAGGCGUUCUAAUUUGUUCGGAAUGUUGCUACGUUCACAGAAAUCUUGGUCGUCAUAUCAGCCAUGUUCGUUCAAUCAAAAAAGGAGCUUGGAAUAGUAGUCAGCUAGAGUUGAUGUAUGUUUUAUAUUCUAAUGGUUCAAAUAAUAUCUGGGAACAUUCGCUUCUCGAUCCUCAAUCUACCAAUAAAAUUCGAAGAAAACCGACACCUCAUGACCCCGUUUUACCGAUCAAAGAAAACUUUAUCAAAGCAAAAUAUGCGCAAAUGGCUUUCGCUCUACGUCCAGCAAAAGAUGAUAAUUGCAUUAGUCAAGAUGAUUUAAAUCGCCAGCUUUGGUCUUGUGUAAGAACUUCUCAUGUGGAAACAACUAUGAGAUUAUUGGCAUUGGGUGCUGAUCCGAAUUACAUAGAUCCGGAAAAGCAUAAUGCACCGCUUCAUAUCUCGGCAAAAGAAAAUCAAGCUUUGCAAGUUGAAUUACUUUGGAUCUAUGGGGCUGAUCCUGCUCAGCUGAAUGCAAUAGAUUUGACUCCUUCUCAAGUAGCAAAGCUUGAAAAUCAUACCGAACUUGCUGCAAGAUUGGAAGAACUACAGUUUGAAGUUACUAACCGCUUGACAAUGUUUUUAUGUGGACGGCGACCAGAUCAUUCUAGACAACAGUAUUUUUUGAUUCCCGAACUUACUAGACAGAACACUGGAAAUAUGCAGAUGAAAUCAGCUAGGCAACGGCUUCGUUCCCUUCCUUCGUAUUACUUUGAACGUAUUGUUCAAGAUGUUUAUGAUGAGGUAGAUCGCCGAGAAACCGUAGCAGCUUGGAAUGCUGCUACUCAGGGAAUACAGCCUUUCUCUUUAGGAAACGACCAUUGUGUGGCUGUUUUUUUGCCGCCCAAUCCUGAAUUAUCAGCUACACGUAACCAGCUCCGCCAAAAACUUGCAAAAUGUGAUAUGCGAGGAUUUGCAACUUUAAUCAUAGAUGUUCUUAGUGAAGCCAAACGAAGAUAUUACGGCUUGCCACUGAAAAGUGAUACAGAUGAUUCCACUGAAAACCUACUGAAAAAAACUUCAGAUAGUGCAGAUCGCUUGAAUGUCAGUUCCAUGGGCACUUCCGAAUAUAUUACGUCAUUUAGUGAAGAAGGUUAUAGAGAUUACGACGAGGUUGCUGAUAGCUUACGAAAUGGGAAAUGGCGUAUAUCAGGAAGUACUAGAAAAUCGUCGGAAAGAAAAAGUGAUGACAGUGGUGACUUACUGCAAGAAACAGGUCCUGUCAUGAUUGACGAUUUUUUGGAGCUCAAAGAAAAGGUAGCUAAUGUCGAAGGUACGCUUACUGCUGUUCAGCAGGCGAACACGCAGAUUUUAAGGAUGUUGACACAUUUGCAAUCUAGUGUUGAUCGUUUAAAUGCAGAUAAUGCAGAUGUACAUGAUGAGCUUAAAAAAGUGCAAGCCACUUGCUCACAGGCUUUGACUAGACGGCGUUCAUCUCCAGCUCCAGCUCUCUCUCCCGUAACCUCAGUUUCAACUUCUGUUUUAGGCAACAAGAGUAUCCCUUCAAGCUAUCAUGCAUCUCCUGGAAAAUCAACUACUGCAUUACAAAAUUCUGAUAUUCAUGGUGUUUUCGGUCAUACCAGUCGUCGGCAUGGCUCUAGUUUAACGCCUUCAUUGAACGUUACUGGUAGAAUAGUAGCGCAGCAGCGUUCAUUUUCGCUAAGGCAAGGUACGACGCAUCAGGCAGAUUGCAGUAGUGGAGUUGAAAGCCUGGAUCCAUGUGUUGAAAUUUCACGUCGUGAGAGAACUGAAUUGUUAAAUGCUGUUGAUGAAAGAAAUGAUGAUGAGAGAAUACGUGGUUCGUAUCGUAGUGCUGGUGCUUUUACGGACAAUUUAAUAGCAGAGACGGAGCAGUUAACACAUGCGAUUAAGCUUCUAUUAACAGAUGCACAAUAUGGACAGUUGCAAGCUCGUGCACCAGAUCACGCUUACUCAGUUGGUAUAUUGAUAAAUCGUAUUUUAACAGUCGUUCCGGAAGAACGACGUACUCCUGCAGUUGAAGCAUGCUUGCAAAGAAUGUCUGAUUCAACAGUUAUUUUAUCUGCCAAAUGUAAUGCACCAAUGUUCAGCGUAAAUGAUACAUGUGCCGCUGCAUUCGCUGUUGCUAACUCCGCAAAGCAGUUGUUAGUGAACGUUCAUCAAUUAUAA
Acanthocheilonema viteae is the source of this 2271-nucleotide messenger RNA. Lineage: Eukaryota; Metazoa; Nematoda; Chromadorea; Rhabditida; Onchocercidae. The record is from the annotation of a GenBank genome assembly.